UGCCAUUUCCUAGGUUCAAGUUAUAUCCUCUCCCUGAAUACUGCUAAUGUGCGCCUCUCUUCGUCUUCUUCCAUUUCCAAUUCCUUUCCCCACCUUCAAGUUUUCUCUCUCUCUACUCAUACAACACAUACUCUAUACACCUCCAACUGCAUUUGUUUACAAGAAAUUUUCUCAUUCAUAUCAUGGUAGAUGCAAUUUCUCUGUUCCGGUUGAGAUCAGAUGCGGUCAGCAAAUGAGCAUGGCGCUUUCUGCCUCUUUUUCCCUCGCUUCUUCUCAUCAGCUUUCUCAGCUUUGCUGUUCUGGUCUUAAAUGGAAGCAAACGAGAUUAGAGUUUCUGAAGCCGCAUAGAAGAAACUCUCAGUACUUGUGGAUUGUCAAAUCAGUUUUAAAUCGCAGGAGAUCAUCUAGCGUCAGUGAAGAUGGAGCGACUGAACCAGCUAGGAUUCUUCUGGAGAAGUUGUUUGAUCAAACACAAAAACUUGAGGAACAGAUAGGUAGGGAUCCUUAUUCACCCCAUGUAGCUGAGCUGGGAUUUAGUCUUGGUAAGCUGGAAUCGGAUCUUCAGAUAGCUCUGGCAGCUUUGAAGAACAAGGAAGAAGAUCUGCAAGAUGCAGAGAAGAAACUCUUGUUGGAGUACAAUGAAAUUAAUCUUGCCAGGAAGGACUUGGAGCGACGAGAAAAAGAAAUAGCAGCUGCUAACAUGAAGCAGGAGAAACUAGAAGGGGAGCUAAGACUGGCAAAUUUAGACUUAGCUUCUCAAGCCGCAGAAAUUGGUGAUCUUAAACUUCGUCUGAAGGAGAGGGAUCAGGAGAUUUCAGCUUCUCAGUCAGCACUCUCAGCUAAAGACGAAGAAAUCAUAAAGAUGAAACAUGAACUGGAGAAGAAGAGUGAAGAAGCUGCCAAAAUUGAAUCAGAACUCAGAUCGAAGGCCAUUCUCCUUGAUGAAGCAAAUAAAAUUGUGGAAAAGCAAGUAGUCGAGCUUCAGGAACUUCAGGGAGCCAUUCAGAAGAAAGACGACGAACUAGAAAUGUCGAUCAGCGUGCAGAAAAGUGAUGCGGAGAAGUUGAAAGUUGCUGAAGCAAAGUUGGAGAAGCAAACUACGGAUUGGCUAGUGGCUCAAGUGGAAUUGAAAAAACUAGCCGGGGAAACAUCUAAGCAUGUUGGGGAUGCAAAUGAAGCCGAGUUUGGAACAGUGAGGAAGCUUCUCUCUGAUGUGAGAUCUGAUCUAAUUUCAUCUCAGAAAGCUUUGGCUUCAUCUAGACAGAAAAUCGAAAGUCAAGAUCAGCUGUUGGAAAUGCAACUUGCAGAACUUGAAGAACAACGGAGGAGUAUUAUGUCGUACACGAUAAGUCUGAGGGAUGCCGGAGUAGAAGUGGAGGGUGAAAAAGCGAAACUGAGGGUCGCUGAAGCACAAAACAAGCAGCUCGAAAGGGAUUUAUCCCUGGAGAAAGAGCUUGUCAGUGAGUUACAGAAGGAAUUGGAUAAAGAGAGAUUGUCUCUGAAAGAAGCAAUUGUGGAAAUCUCGACUCUCAGGGAGGAUAUAGACCGUAAAAGUGCUGCAUUCGAACAAUCACAAUCUUUCCUUAAGUCUAAAGAGUCGGAAUUGGUGGAAGCAAGGCUAGAGAUCCAGCAUUUAAAGUCCGAACAGGCUUCCCUUCUACUUAUUCUGGAAGAAAAGGAUUUGGAACUCUCAAAUGCAAAAACAAUGUUGGAGGAAGUAAAUAAGGAGAUUGAUGAACUGAAGAGGAUUUUGCGCAGCAGAGAAGAAGAGCUUACUAAAGCAAGUUCCAUGCUGAAAGAGAAGGAUGAACAUGUCCAAACAAUUGAACACGAUCUCAGCAAUGCAAAAUCAAGAUUCACUGAAGCUGAGAUGGUGGUGGAAAAGAUUGUAGAUCUUACUAAGGAAGCAGUUCUGUCAUUUGAUGAUGAGGAAGGCUAUCACGCACUGGGCCCGCUUGAUCAGAACAAUGACAGUUUAACACCUUCGUGGCUAGACGGAUUUGGUGAUAGUUUUAAAUGGCAGAAAAAACAACUGGAAGCUGAACUGGUAUUUACCAGAGAAAGCCUGAAAACAAAGGAGAUGGAAAUUCUUGCAGCACAGAAGGAUCUGACAAUCAAGGAUGAAGAGCUAAAAAUGGUCAUAAGAAAAUUGGAAGCUAAAGAGAAGGAAAUAACAGAAAUGAAGGGAGAUAAAGAUGGUAUCAAACAACUUUAUGCUUUGGCACAAGAAAGAAUUGGUGAUAAGAGUGUAGGUGACCUCGCAAUUGAGAAACUUCAAUUCGAAGUAGCUCAACUGGAAGUUGAAGCUGCCACAAGUGCGUUGCAAAAAAUCGCAGAAAUGAGUCGAGAGCUUCUGAACAAAACUGGUUUAUGUGUUGAACUUGAGGCUUCUGAUUAUGAUAUGAGCCUAUAUAAGAAAGAUAACACUGAGGCUAGGAUAAAUACGAUCAACGCGAACAAGUGCUCUGUUGAAGUUCAAUCAGAAGUUUCUCGGCUUCUGACGCUGACUCAGCAGCUUGUCGUAGAAGCUAAUGUUACUGGUUACAUGAGCCAGUAGAGCUGAUUUUGAGUUUCUUGCCAUACAUUGAGGUUUAGACAUCAAGCCAAUUCCUAAAUGUAGGAGACAAAAGUUGUGAAAUCUGCUCCUGUAUUAUAUGUACACUGAUUUGUUUGAGUUUAUUUCUACUCUUGUGCUUGGUGUGUUGCACAUAAGAAA
Erythranthe guttata (spotted monkey flower) is the source of this 2716-nucleotide messenger RNA. Its product is annotated as Myosin heavy chain-related protein. The record is from RefSeq and is a predicted model, not a curated record. Gene Ontology annotation, biological process: reciprocal meiotic recombination. Lineage: Eukaryota; Viridiplantae; Streptophyta; Magnoliopsida; Lamiales; Phrymaceae.